This is a messenger RNA of Gryllus bimaculatus (two-spotted cricket), 4622 nucleotides long. The record is from the annotation of a GenBank genome assembly. NCBI's taxonomy places the organism in Eukaryota, Metazoa, Arthropoda, Insecta, Orthoptera, Gryllidae.
AGAAGUUUUUCUGACAUUUCACGAAUAUCACGUGCUCGUGGACUCUUCAGCAGUACAGCCCGCGUAAUUUUAAUGGCGGCGUAGUACAUUGUGUAUGUGAAUAGUUUGUGGCAGCUUAAUAAUUGAAUUUCGAGCCCCUUGUUUCUUGGGGUAUGUGCUGUGACAUUGACAUAUUUUAAAUGAAGAUAAGAAAUAUAUCCAAUGCUUCGGUGAUUCUUUGUGAUAGCUUAACAUAAUUUUAAUAGCAUACUAACUGUUUAAAAAACAUUGUUAAGCAUAAAAUGGGGCCUUAUUCAUUGAGAGGAACCCUUAAAGAUAAUAUCUUGGAGCCCCCUCAUGAAUUUCCUUUUCCUUUCACUCCAUAUCCAAUUCAACAAGAUUUUAUGACAGCAUUGUAUGUAGCUUUAGAAGGCAGUAAGCUUGGUAUUUUUGAGAGCCCAACAGGAACUGGUAAAUCUAUGAGCAUGAUAUGUGGAGCUCUUACUUGGUUGGAGGACAAUGAAAAACGAAUUCAUCAUUCUCUAGAAUUAGCUGCUGCGACAACUGUCGGUGUAAGUGAUGGAGAUGAAGACUGGAUAACUGAGCAGGCAAGACAGUUAGAGGAAGCAGCUAUACGUGCUGAAAAAAAAAAGCAGCUCAUCCUAUUAGAAGCAAAGGUGAAGGAGAUGGAAAUUAUUGCCAAAAAAGUGAUAGCACGUCGAAAAAAUAGUGAAUCUAAGAAGCUUCUUUCAACAACAAUUCAAACAAAACGAGAUGAAGAAAAGGUGAAAGAAGAUACGGAUGAUGAUUUGUUGUUGGAAGAUUAUUCAGAAGUUAUGGACGAAAAGACUGAAGAAGAAGGAGAUGAAAAUAAAGAAGAAUAUGUAGUCACGAAAAUUUUCUUCUGCAGCCGAACUCAUUCUCAAUUAUCUCAACUAGUGUCAGAAUUACGUCGCAGUGUGCAUUCAGAUAAGCGUGUGACUUGCCUUGCAUCACGCCAAAGUUACUGCAUAAAUCCUUCAGUACGUUCGUUAGGGAACCUGUCACUUAUCAAUGAUAGAUGCCUUGAUCUUCAAGAAGGACGUACAUCUACAGCAAGAGACAAAGAUGGAUGCACAACCAAAAGAGCCCGUCGUUGUGGAGGUUGCCCACAAAAAGCUCAAGAACGUGUGCAAGCUUUGCGUGACGAGAUUCUGGUUGAGGUCUCUGAUGUUGAAGAACUUGUCAAAAAGGGCACGGAAUUGAAAGCAUGCCCUUAUUAUGCUGCUCGAGCUGCUCUUAAAGAUGCUCAAGUUGUAUUGCUGCCUUAUAACACAUUAUUACAUGCUGCCACUCGAGAAACUGUGGGCAUAAGCUUGGCAGGAAAUAUUGUGAUUAUUGAUGAAGCUCAUAAUCUGCUUGACACUAUUGCACAUAUGCACAGUGCUGAAGUGACUGGUCAGCAGCUUUCAGACGCACUCACUCAACUAAAUGCAUAUCGCAGCCGCUACGAGAGCAGGUUCAGUGCAAUCAAUAUGUUACGUUUAGAUCAAUUAAUUUUUUAUAUAGAGCGACUGUUACGUAUUCUCCGAACAAACAUAACUAAAGGACAAAUCACUCCAGCAAAUGCAUACAAAGGCCCAGUGACUACUGUUUAUCAGCUGAUGGAUUUUGCCACUGCUGCUGGUGUUGAAAGUAUAAAUCCAUAUUUGUUAUUGGAAUUCUGCCUGAAAAGUAAACUUGCUCAUAAACUCCGAGGUUUUGCCAACAAAGGUCCUUCAGUUGUUCAGGUUCAUGAACGAAAACCAACAGGAUUGAAAGCAUUUCUUGAUGGAAUCCAGAAGGGAAAUACAGAACCUACUGUAGACGAAGAGCCAUCUGACUCAACCAAUGAACCAGUCUCAAAAAAUGCAAUCCUCCCAAUACUUAGCUUUCUUGAAUGUCUUAUGAGUCGUUCUGGAGAUGGUCGCGUUGUCUGUUCUCAACAAGCUACUUUGGGAGCAAGUCGAUUGAAAUUUCUACUUCUAAAUCCUGCUGAAUAUUUUAAGUCAGUUGUACAAGAAGCAAGGGCUGUGAUUGUAGCUGGUGGAACUAUGCAACCAUUAUCAGAAUUCAGAGACCAGCUGUUUCGGGCUGCAGGGGGCAGUUCAGAUCGCUUGGCACAAUUUUCUUGUGAUCACAUUGUCCCUCCUGAAAAUAUUUUGCCUAUUGCUUUGGUGAAAGGUCCUACUGGCAGAGAAUUGAACUUUAGCUAUGAAACUCGCAGUUUACCAGACAUGAUCCUGGAAGUGGAAAGAAUUCUUUCCAACGUGUGCAAUAUUGUUCCUGGAGGCAUUGUGUGUUUUUUCCCAUCGUAUGAUUAUGAGCAACAAGUAUUUUCUUUUAUGCAAAAAUCUGGUACUCUUGAGAAGUUGCAAUUAAAGAAAAAGAUAUUUCGAGAACCAAAGAAAUCUUCACAAGUGGAUCAAGUCCUUCGUGAUUAUGCACUUGCUAUCAACAGAUCUAAAUCUUCUGAUCGGAAAGGUGGUGCUCUGAUGUUGAGUGUAGUUGGUGGAAAACUGAGUGAAGGACUAAAUUUCUCAGAUGAUUUAGGCCGCCUUGUAAUUGUUGUUGGAAUGCCUUAUCCAAAUAGCAAAAGUCCUGAACUGCAGGAGAAAAUGAAUUACCUCAAUACUCACAUGGGAGCAGGCACUGGCCAGAAACAUUAUGAAGCUUUAUGCAUGAAAGCAGUAAAUCAGUCUAUAGGACGUGCCAUUCGUCAUCGAGAAGAUUAUGCCACAGUGCUCCUUGUUGAUAAACGUUAUAUUCGACCAUCUGUGCAAGCAGGUUUGCCUGGAUGGAUUCAGCGAUCUCUCCGUUCUUGUGAUAAAUUUGGACAAGCUCUUGCACAAAUACGUCAGUUUUUUCUGAACAAGAAGGCACAUUGACUCAUAAUUUGCUUCAUUAAAUAAAUUAUUAAACAAGUACUGUGGCCCAGUUAACAGAUUUCCCUUAAAAUCAUUUUAUUGUUCCAAGCUUUUUCUAAAGAUCAUCAUUGCCAUUGAAUGGCUCAAAUGCAUUACUGUGUCGGCGGGCUACUUCAUAUGAUCUCCUUCUCCAUCGGUUGUAUACGUUUUGAUACAAAAGUUUGGCUACUAUAGCAAUAAUGAGGGACACUCCCAGAACAAUGCCAACUAUUUCAGCAGCUCCUAAAGAAUCACUUGGUUCAUUUACAGUGCUAUGAUUGUUAUGGUCAACAGUUGUAGUUGUGGUGGAAUUAGAUGAGUCUGAAGUGUUUGAAGAAAAUUCUUGCGAUACAUCCAUACCACUUAUGGCAGCCAGCGAAGUGUCAUUUUCAUCUCCAUCUGUUGUCAAUGAAGUAUUGAGAUGAUGCGCUGUUUCUAAAUCAAUUGGGUUUUUGGGUGGCGAUGGUGAAGUGAUUGUAGCAUUAAUUGGAGGUACAAAUAUUGUACUCGAAAUUUUAUCUUGAGCUUCAUGCAAUAUCACAUCUGUUGAAAUUCUCAGAGUGUGUUCAGUUACGUCUGUAGGCAAUUCAGAUAUUUCUGAAUUGUUUCUGACACAUCUGACAAAAGCGACAUUUGAUAUUUCACCUUCUGUACCAUGUUCACCAAUUGCGGUCAUUGCAAUAUAAAGAGGAUUUCUUGGUGCUGUAAAGUGAGGAGGAAUUUUUAACAUUAUCUUUUCUUUUGUCCCCGCUUUUCCUGGUACAGUAGAAAGGUUCAUUCCAUCACUGGACACAAUAUCAUACAGAGUUGUAGAUAAUAUCAAUUUGUAUUUUAUAGCUGUAACAAAAAUAAUUUUGUGUUAGUCAAUGCUUUGAAAACCUAAAAUGGAGAACACAUUCUUCCAAAAAAUAUGACUCCUUGAAGCAUCUGUAUUGCAGUGACCAGUUAAUAUUAGUAGCAUGAAUAAAUGACACAGUCACAUAACAGGCUUAUCAAACAGUAGUAGGUUGAAUUCAGUUGAUCUUUUAAAACAAUAAGAUAAUGUGUUUUUACAAAAAUUAAUUUUAUAGCAAAUUUUGAAUUGAGAAUUUAGAUCAAAAUAUGCAGAAAUAAGGAGGCAGGAUAUCAUCUACAUAAAAUUGAUCUUACCAUUGGCUGGAGCUGUAAAGUCCACAGUCAGAGUGCAUUGUUUUGCAUCGGCCUCCACAGACACAACCAGAUCAUCAAUUUCUGAUGGAAAGGACAAUUCGCUGGCUGUAUUGGGCUGGAAAAUGUUUUUUGAAGUUUUGGAAUUGGUCAUUGAAAAUUUCAAAUGUGCACAGAAGAUUUUAAGAAUAUUGUCUCACCUGAAAUGUUCCUGCCCAGGCAACUCUAGUAAAUGCUUGGAGCUUAAGGAUUGUACUGGAAUCUAAAAAUUAUUAAAUGAAUAUGUUUUGUUUGUUGUAUUUGUAUUUUAUUUAUUCUAUUCGCAUAAAUAAAUUAUUAAUCAAAAUUUCAUUAUACCUGGCAGUAACUGUCCCCUUGCCCAGCAACGUGCAUUAUAAUAUCUAUGUUCUUGAAUAUUUAAAUGCUUUCUUACAUAAAAACCUUCAUUGGAGUAGUUUCCUGAAAUAUGUCUCAGCUCCUUCUUUAUUACAUUCCCAUCUUGGUCAGUAAUAUCCACACUGAAAGUGAACCCAAAUUGAUGUUAUUUUCCAGGUAUCAUUGUCAAUCUAAAUC